Molecule: messenger RNA, 1104 nt
Organism: Paracoccidioides brasiliensis Pb18
Exons: 4
Coding region: 1-1104 (367 amino acids)
Biological process (GO): translational initiation
Cellular component (GO): cytosol
Molecular function (GO): protein-folding chaperone binding
Source: RefSeq, a predicted model, not a curated record
AUGGUUGUAGAGACGAGACUAUACGACUCGUUGAGCAUUUCGCCAACAGCUACUCAGGAUGAGAUUAAGAGGGCCUACAAGAAAGCGGCACUGAAAUUCCACCCAGAUAAAAAUAAGAAUAACCCAGCAGCCGGGGAGAAGUUUAAAGAGGUAUCUCAAGCAUACGAAGUCCUUUCGGACCCCGAAAAACGAAAAGUCUACGACCAAUAUGGCCUUGAAUUCCUAUUGCGCGGGGGCACAGCAGAGCCCCAUCCCGGAGCCAGCGGUGGCGGACCAGGCGGCAUGCCUUUCGGUGGGAUGCCCGGCGGCUUCCAGGCCUUUGGAGGUAUGCCGGGUGGCGCACAAACAUUCCACUUCUCCACCAGCGGCGGACCAGGUGGUUUUAGAUUUAGCAACCCAAACGACAUCUUUUCGAACUUUGCCAGAUCUGGCGGGGCGGGGAUGGAGGACGACGACCUGUUUUCGUUCCUGGGUGGUCUAGGUGGUGCUGCGAGGGGUGGUGGUUCUGGUGGAGGAGCGAGACGGAACGCGGCUCCGAAUGGGGCGCAUCGCAGGCCGCCGACGCCGGAGGUUACGACUGUGGAGAAGCCGUUGCCACUUACAUUGGAGGAGUUGUUUACGGGUGUGCAUAAGCGGAUGAAGAUUAAGAGGAAGACGUUUGAUGAGGUGACGGGGAAGAGAUACGUUGAGGAUAAAAUUUUGGAGUUUGAUGUUAAGCCUGGGUUGAAAGCGGGGAGUAAGAUCAAGUACACGGGUGUCGGGGAUCAGGAGGAGGGGGGCACUCAGGAUCUACAUUUCAUCAUUACUGAGAAAGAACACCCAACCUUCAAUCGUGACGGAGACGAUCUCACAACAGUCAUCGAAAUCCCUCUAAAAGAAGCUCUGACUGGUUGGAGCCGCACCGUCACCACUAUCGACGGCAAGCAACUCCGUGUAUCAGGAUCGGGGCCCACAUCGCCAGGUUUCGAAGAACGGUUCCCAUCGCUAGGCAUGCCCAAGUCGAAAUUUGCCGGGCAACGCGGGGAUAUGAUCGUCAAAGUUAAGGUUAAGUUCCCAACGACGUUGACGGCGGCGCAGAAGUCGAAAUUGAAGGAGAUCUUGUAA